AUGAAUAGAAAGUUGAAGACUCUCGCUGAGUGGCAGGUUUUACAAAACAAGAUGGUUGUGCUAGAAAAUCGACAAGAUGAAGAAAAUGAGGGAAUUCUGAGGGAGAUACGAGAAGAAAGACGUCGACUAGAGGCAAGGCGUAGAGCAAGACACCAAGAAGAACUUGAACGUCAGCAGAAGGAAUUGUGUCGCCAGAUUUUGGAAACGAUUCGAAACAUUAAGGAGAUGAAAGAGAAUAAAAGGACGGAAGGUUUAGAAAGAGAGAGGCGAAAUGGGAGAGCAAUCUGCCGUCGAUUUCAUAAAGUAUGUCUCGAAUUGAGGGCACUCAAGGCUUCGGAGAGAGAUGAAUGA
Molecule: messenger RNA, 351 nt
Organism: Caenorhabditis remanei
Lineage: Eukaryota; Metazoa; Nematoda; Chromadorea; Rhabditida; Rhabditidae
Exons: 2
Coding region: 1-351 (116 amino acids)
Source: RefSeq, a predicted model, not a curated record